AAAGAGCUCCAUAUGAAACCCAUCGCGCAAUAUUGACUGAUAACGACUAUGUAACUACAAUGAGGCCCUUGCUGACUAGCCACAUCACCUCAUCUCGCUCCUCACAGACCAGUGUUUGAGAUUCCUCCCAAGCUGCAGACCAAGUCUCAUCUUGUCUUAUACCAAGCUUCCCGGCGAUUGCCACAAUCAACAUCUAACAUUCUAACUGCCGAUUUACCGGGUCCGUGUGGGUAUUCAUCCCAUUCCACCUAGCUGAGCAUGGGUUAGCAGAUCCAUAAGGUUUUAUCGAUGUAACCAAAAUGAUCCUGCAGGAUCUGAAAUGCCACUUUCAUUUUAGAUAUAUACCCACGAAGUGACUCAAAUUCUGCAGGUGAGCUGAUACAUCAAGGGUUUGACGUGACAGCUGCCGACAUGGCUUGGCUGUGAGCUCGGUACCGAGCCCGAGCCCGAAGCUGUUCAAUUGACUAUUGCCUUCUUUUAAUAGUUGGCCUUCCCACGUGGAUUCAAAUGACUGACUUGAAACCGCGCCGUGCGCAUCUUCUAUCGGAAUAUCUGGAGACGUUUGUCGGUCCGGAAGGAUGUCGGAGACACGGUAUCACGAAGGCCUCGAGGUCUACUCGGACAGCGCAGCUCAUGCACCAGAGGUCAGCCCUCAUGGUGUUUAUAGCCAAGGCUCGAAGGAUCCAAUAUCGGGUUAUGUUCAGGUCGUCGAGGCGCGAAAGGGUCCUUUUGGCCUGAGCAUAUUAAGCCUAUGUGCCCUCGUUGCUAUCGUUACUGCAGUGGUAGUUGGAGCUGGUGUUGGAGGAGGUCUUGGAUCAGCUCUGGCCAACUGCAAAAAUUCACAAGUAUCUGAAGUCCCAGCUGCAUCCGCGAUACAAACCUCCGCCUGUCCAACCUUCACAACCACCGCAAGCGACACCACCAAAACCACCGAGUCAAAGUUCUACGAGCCCAAACCAGCAGACCAAGUAACGAACCUCACACUCCCCGACGCAUGCUCCCAACCAAACGGCAAAGAUGACUAUACCACCAACAACGGCUACGUAUUCACAUACACAUGCGGGUUCGACUACCCCGGGAACGAUAUAGUGCCUAUACUGGCCUACACAGCAUUCGACUGUAUGCACGCAUGCGCAAUGUACACCGAGGUCAACGGCGGGAAUGAAAACGCGACGCAGUGUGAUAGCAUCGUGUUUAAUAGAGAGAUGGCGAAGAAUUAUGAGGUCAAGGGGGGGAAUUGUUGGUUGAAGACUGGGACGAGGGAUCUUUUUCCUGCGGCGGAUUUGAUGCCGACGUUUUUGUAUGCGAAGAGGAAUUCGUGAGGUUGAUGUGAUGGGAGAGUGUGGUGAUAGAUGACUAAUUGAUCAUAGGACUUGAAUGCUCGUCUUUUUCUUCUUUUUGGGUGUUGUCUUUGUGAUUGAGGCUGCGGGUUGGACUCGUGAGAGUGUCAGCGUGGCUGAGCUGGAGAGGAAGAGCUGGACGGUCUUGGCAGUGAGGCCAUCGCAACGAUGAGGUUAGGCUGAAAUGGGACUGGGAAAAGAGUUAACACAUGAGGCUCUAGUAUCUCUUGGAUCAUGAUUGAAGAAAUAUGGCCAGAGAUGUUUGAAGUAAAUGCCAUUUGCCAUCAAUCGACGUCAAAAUCGUGAGCUUGGUGUUUCAACCAAUCCAUCCUCAAACCUCAAACAAUACGAGCAUCUACUAAUCAAUCACAGUGCUGACACAUUCGGAUAAAGUGCUUAGAAACGACAACAGCUGCUCAGCCCCUGAAGCAUCGCUCGUUUACACUCUUCAAACCACGUGCCAAGACAAGCUGCUGUAAGGCAUUUCGCACGGUCAUUACCCGUUUGAGACGGCACUGAAAUGCCGAUUCACGAUUCAAUCCGCUAUUGCGGCUGGGCCAGUGACCGAGUCGUACGUAACACUCCUGCGCCAGCAUCACAUCGCAUCGUAUCCUCUGGGCGGUUACGAAUAUUGUGGACCACCCGAAACUACUGUGAAAGUGCUAUAAUUGGUGUUUUUAGAGUUUAGUUUCUCAACGUCGGCGGUUAACCAUCACUGUCCAGCAGCUCAAUGAUACAGAACUCACAGUAUAAUUUAAUAAAGAAUUAAAAGAAUUUGCAAAA
Molecule: messenger RNA, 2123 nt
Organism: Fusarium verticillioides 7600
Lineage: Eukaryota; Fungi; Ascomycota; Sordariomycetes; Hypocreales; Nectriaceae
Exons: 2
Coding region: 579-1322 (247 amino acids)
Source: RefSeq, a predicted model, not a curated record